This is a messenger RNA of Paramecium sonneborni, 1730 nucleotides long. The record is from the annotation of a GenBank genome assembly. Lineage: Eukaryota; Ciliophora; Oligohymenophorea; Peniculida; Parameciidae.
AUGAAUCCAUUAGCUACUUUGAAAUUUGUCAAUAUUGAAAAUAGUGAUUUAUUACAUCAUUUUCCUAUUGAUCCAAAUGCUGAUAUCAUUUUAGUUUUGAAUGGCAAAGAAACAUUUUAGUUGUAGAUCAAUUUACUCAAAAAGAAAAGUUAAUAUUUUGAAACAUAAUUACUUAAUAGUGACUCUAAAUUUAAAGUCAUUCCUGGAAAACAUGAUACAAUAGUUUUUUAAAAAAUACUCAACUGUUUUUAUGGUUAUCAAUAUCACAUCUAUAAAGAUGAAGAAUUUUACUCUGCUUAUAAAAUUUCACACUUUCUAUAAAUUAAUAAUUUUAUUGCCACUCUAUAGGAUUCAUUAUAUGAAAAUUUCUAAAGAAUAGAUAUCCAUAUUGUAUUAACACUAGCUGAAUUAUAUGAAAUUGAAUCAUUAAGAGAAAAAUAUAUUGAUUUUUUAGAUGAGAAUCCACAAUUAUGGAAAAUUAUCUUGCCUGUUCAAAAAUUAGAGUUUUAUAGAUAGAACUACUUUUCUAUUUGUGGUACUAAAUAAAAUGAUGAUAUUCCUAUAAAUGUGUUACAUUUAAAAGAAGAUAUUUUAAUUAAACUUCUAACAUUUCACAAUGAAUAAAAGAAUAAGAAAUCCUUCCCUGAAAAGUUCUUAACUCCAGAUGAUAUCUUGAAAAUUAUACAGUAUUAUGUAAAUAUUAGAUUUCAAACUUAAGAAGAAAGAUAAGAAAAUACUAUUAAAAUUGUGAACUCUAUUUACAGGGUUGAAGACAUCUAUUCUGACAAUGAUGCUAGAAGAUUACAAACCUUCAUGGCCAAAUCUUUUUCAAAUAGUGUUAAUUCAUGUAAAAUUUUUAUCAUCUCUAAGCUUCUUGUUCAGAUAGGUCAUCAAAGCUUAUUAUAGAAUAACAAAGAGAUAUUGAAGAACUCAAACUGAAAUUAUAAGUACUAAUUCUCUAUUCUAUCCUUUAAGUUUACUAUCAAAGAGAAUCAUGAAUUAUUAUAAAAAUCUAAAAUGCUUGAAGAAAGUAUUGAAAACCUGCACCAAUAUAUUUAAAAUCAAAAGAAAACAGUUAACAAUAGUAGUUGCGAUUUAAAUAAUUCUAAAUCUUAGGAUAUUGAAUCCUCCUAAUUUAUAUAUUAAUAAGUUGCUGAAUCAAUUCCAUUAGAUAGUUCUUCAAGUGAAUAAAGUGAUAAUUCAUUUUUUAAAAGUCAAUUACAUUUUAACAGCACACCUCAAACUGUAUUCACUUUGUCAGAACUUUCUUAUCUUGGAGAAAUCUUAAAUGCCAAAAUUUAUUAAUAGAUCAAAUUUAAAUUACUAUAUAGAGGGUAUAUCUUCAUUUUGUGAUUAGAACUGAGAAUAAUUUUUAUCUAGUUUCUGAAGAAUAAUUAGCAUCAAUUAAAAAAGCCACAUCUAUUUUAAUUCUUAUCAGAUCAGUAGAUAAUGAUUCGGUUUUUGGAAUAUUUAGUUAAAAUAAUAGAAUAUAAAUUAUUAAUUUUUAGAGUAAAAAAAGGGUAGAUUAUAAAAAAGAAUUAAAAUUAGCAAUUAAUUCAAACUAUUUAUUAAAGUUAGGUAACGAUAUUGAGAUAUUUGUUGAUUGUUGUAAUAAAAAAAACAAUAUAUGCAAUAACAUUAACGGAAUAGGAUGUUUAGCAGGUAAAAAUGAAUUUCAAGUAGAUGAGCUUGAAAUUUAUGAGUGUUCUAUCCAUAAUGAAAUUGUGUGA